Molecule: messenger RNA, 9141 nt
Organism: Chara braunii
Lineage: Eukaryota; Viridiplantae; Streptophyta; Charophyceae; Charales; Characeae
Source: the annotation of a GenBank genome assembly
CGUACGGACGGAAGAGCAACCAAGACGUACGGACGUACGGACGGAAGGGUUGCGAUUGCCAUCGCUCAUAUCCGUGGUGGAUUACCACUCACGAACGGCGUUUCCGAUGAUAUCGAAUAACUAACGAGUUAACGAAGAUGGAUGGAUGGUGGCCGGGUCGACAGGGAGGUGAUUCUAGCCGUUGAGAGUAUCUCUCUGAUUGGUGGCUGGCGAGCAGAAUGAUCGAUCGUGGGCAUCGAAUGGAGAGUGGGGCUUGGUGUUAAUUCCGGGAACUUGAGAUUUUUAGUAGUACGAACCUUUCGGACGGUACGGGAACAUUUUAGUUGGAGAUAGGAGGGAGCGGUUGGUCGUCGUGUAUAUGCUGUGUUUUCUUCUCACGUUGUGUGCGCGUACUGCUGUGCCGACGGUACGGGCACGUAGUUGGAAAGAGGAGAGAGCGAGGGCGAUGGUGGGCGGGUGAGUUUAGCAGUGUUAGUGGGAAAGGUGGACAGGUUCAAUGAAUGUGGAUGAGACUGUGGAUGCGUCGAGGACGCGGGGUGUCCAGCUGUAUGUCCGAGGUACUUUCUUGCCUCGAUGCUGUUGUGGUGCCGCCUGCGUAACUCGCUCGUCGGCUCUGAGGCAGAGCACGAAGGAGUCGGGAUCUCGGCGGGCUGAAAUAAUUUUAUAGUGGAGCUUCUCUCUUUCCGCAUUGUAAGCGGUGUACCCUAUGUCUGCGGGGUUGCACCACGUGUGGUUUUGUCAUAUCAACGACGGGGAUCGCGGGAUUGUGCCAGAGACGGACUGACUGCUGAUAGAAAUGAGCGGAUUGAUAACUAGGUGCAGUCACACCUAGUAGAGAGAGAGAGAGAGAGAGAGAGAGAGAGAGAGAGAGAGAGAGAGAGAGUUGUGCAGCUUGCGUGCUUGGCAUUGAGGGACAGAAAACCCAGUUUGAGAAGGGGCGACGUGGUGGAUCGAGUGAUCGACACGCAUUGUGGGCGAGGGGUAGGGUGGAGAAUGGAAAGAAGGUGCUUUUCCACCGCUUUCGUUUUCUCUUUUUGGCUGGAAAGCAGGUGCUGAGGAGGAGAGUGAAAUCGGCUAGCGGUGGUCGAUUUUGUAGGUGGAGCUGGGAACAUCAAACGCGGCGGCGACAGCUGGAGGUGGGGAAAGUGAUUAUUUUGAGAUAACGAAUAGGUAGGGAAAGGGGCAACAUCGGUAAGGUUUUGCUUGGGUGGUUGGUUGGUGGUGGGGGCUCCACCAGCUGCCAUUGCUUGGCGCGGAAGAGGUGAGUAGGAUGGGAGGGAAGAAGAUCAGCAGCAGCAGCAACAGCAGCAGGGGUAGUGAAGCAGCAGUAGCAGCAGCGGUGCACGAGUUUCCGACUAGUUCGUUGCCUUUGGAGCGUGUGCCCGGAAGAAAGCCACCGAUGGGAUAUGCGGCAGCCUGCAGGAAAGGUCCGGUGAGUAAUGGCACGAGCAAAGAAAGAGAAGAUGGUGCGGAGCUCCAGCAUCAUCACCAUGCCCACUACAAUCACACUUAUCAACCGCCGCAGCACCAUUACUAUCAACAUCAGCAGCAUCAACAUCAUCAGCAGCAGCAGAGAAACGGAGGUGGUGUGGGCGCGGUAGUCGGGGCGAGUAACAGCAGUGGCAGCAGCAGUAGCAGCAGCGGCCACGCUCUUGCGCCUGAGGGGAAAGACGCGGGCGAAAAGGGCAAUAACGGCGACGUCGGAAUUGACGGCUGUGUUAUCGGGGAAUCGGGAAAUGGAUCAGGCGGAAGCUGUAUGAACCUCAAUGCCGGGAAUGGUAUGACACUCAGUAACGCGGUCGUCGGGGGCGUCGUCAUGGCAGGAAGUCCUCUUGAGGCGACGGGUCCGCAGGCUGCGGGGUUGGCGUCGCUUGUACUAACUGGAUCUGGCGGGCGAGGCAACAGUGUGGAGGGGAUAGUUCAGUGUGGUAGUAGUGAGAGCGGCAAUGCAGUGGCGGAGGGGGAAGGCAGUGGGAUUGGGCAGGGGGAACCCGGGGACGCAGCUGCGGCGGCGGCGGCGGCGGUGGCGGUUUCGCCGACGGGUGUGCCAGGAGUGAGCUCGCUCGGGUGGGUUCAACAGGAAAAUGUCGGGCGACAUCAUCUAGGUACGGAGACUGAUAGUUUACGGCUUCCCAGCCUUGUCGGCAUAAAUGACCUUCAGCAUUGUCCGGAGCGACUGCAGCAGCAGGCUCAGCAGCAAGAAGCGAACCUAGACCGAGUAGAGAAGGCAACGCCGUCGGACGACGCGACGUCGAAGGCGGACAGGAAAGUAAUUGCAGGUUAUGGUGGUGGUGGUGGCGGCGGCGGCGGCGGCGGCGGCGUUGGGACUUAUGACACUGAAACAGCAGAUUCCGUUGAGAGUCGUAAUGCCGUCGUUGCUGCGGACGGUAAGAAACAGUCGACCGCGUCGAUCGCUUACGCUGGCGGUGCUGCAGUGGCUCAUAUGGGUCAGAAGGCGCAUCAUCAUCAGAAGGUGUUAAGUAUAACGACGGGGUCAACGAACUUGGGCGGGGUUCAACUUGUUGCCGCUACGGGUGGCGGCGGUAGCAGCAACAGUGGCAACAGUAGGGGGGCUGGCGAGAUUCUUAUGCUCUCUGUUUCAGGAAGCGGUGCGUCGACAGCCUACGGUUCCAAUUCGUCGGCGAUGACGACUGUAGGGGGGGGGGGCGGAAUAAAGCGCUCGACGGGCGCAGGGGGGCAUGGGAUGGGCCCGAGGGUGAUCAUGCAUUCCGCGGGCGGCAUGAUACCGCAUCAUUAUCAGCAGCAGCAUCACCAUCACCACCACCACCUUAGCCAUCAGCAACCGCACCACCCGCAACAACAUCACCAUCAGCAGCAACAGCAUCACCAUCAUCCGCCUCUGCACCCACAUAUCCCACCGUCGUCGAUGCACCAUCAUCACCACCAGCAGCAGCAACAACAGCAGCAGCAACAACAGCAGCAGCAACAGCAGCAGCAGCAGCAGCAACAACAGCCGCCGCCGCCGCCCCCUCCACCUCAAAUACAAAUGAUGAUGCACCCUCAUCACCAUAUCCCGCAUCCACACCCCCAUCAUCCUGUAUCUUCCCCAGCAGGAGCUUCACCUGUCGCGGCCCAGCAACAGCAACAGCAGCAGCAUCUUCAUCCCCAGCAUCAAGUGCACCAUCAUCAUCCUCCCCCCCAUCACACGCAGUUGCUUGAUCCGAAUGCGCGCGAGUUCACGCCCUCUCCGUCUCCUUGCGCCUCUCCUGUGCUCACGCACCCUAUGCUGACCAUCCCUCUCAACGCGUCGUAUGCAGUUAGUUGCGGCCUAGAGUCUACAGUCCACGUCGGAUACGCCGCCCAUGGGCACGGGCACGCGGGAACAAUGGAGGGGAACCCUCCGAGCAUCGUCUAUGGUUCGAGCGGGGACUACCAGGCGCAGGCAGUUAUGCCGGUGUAUCAUGCCGCUGCAGCCGCCGCUGCUGGACCUGCUCAAGCCGUGCAUUCAUCCGGUGGCCCGUCGUCGCACAUCGCAGGAUACGCGCCAGUUACGUCGUCGCCGUCACCGCCGCCUUGGGGAGAGAGCCAGGCGAUACCCAUCCCGAUGCCGGAGAUGCACGUGGCGCACUGUGGGCCGAUCGCGGGGUCCAUGGUUGCGCAUGGAGGGGGCCCGCCGCCACCGCCGCCGCCUCCAACCCACGUUCAUGCUCAAGCGCACCCGAUCGUAGGCGGGGGUGGUGCGAUGACGGCUCGUGCUUACGGAGUGCAGUUCCCAACGCCGUCGCCUGCGCCGCCUAUGGCACUGCCGCAGCCGCCGCUGCCUCCAGCGCCCCCGUCCUCGGCGUCGUGCUUGUCUUGUACUUCCUGUUCCUUGUCCUCGUCUUCGCCGUCGUCCUGUACUCCGUCAUCGUCAUCGUCGUCGGCAAGCCCUUUGCCGAUAGUGCUGGGCACGGCGGCAACGACGGCGGCAGCUACUGCGGGUUCGGGGUUGAUGACCGCGCCUCCGCCAGCCACGGGCAGGGAGCAUGUCUCCCGCUCUCUAUUGCUCUCCGGAAUCCCCUGUGACAUGUCGGACGAGCAGCUCAGCCGGGAGCUCGAGCAAUGGGGUCCUGUCCGAUCCAUCGGGACGGAGCGCAGGCAUGAAGGCCUCGUGACUGUCCAUUACUUCGACCUUCGGCAUGCCAAGGAGGGUCUCAAGGACAUCCAGCAGCAGCACCUGCUGCAACAGCAGCGUAUGCAGCAGCAUUUUCACCAGCAGCAGCAAUUACAGAAAAGUCAGCAGCAUAACCAGGCGGCCGUUGCGGGAGCGGGAAGAGCGCAAAUGCAGUCGCAGGACAUGGGGGAUAUGGCCGCUCCCACGACGUUGGCUGUGGUGGAGGCAAAGAGCAGGCAAGAAGGCAAUGCCGACGCUCGAGAGAAGACACUCUCAGCGGCGGCUGGCGAGACGCUGGGCGUCGAUCAACAGGCUUCCCCGGACAGAGUCCCCGUUCAACCCUCGUCCUCGCCCUCAUCUGACGUUCAUUCGGCAUCAUCAGAUCAGCAGCUGCCGCAGCAGCACCAGCAACGUGGGACCACCAACGGGGAGAAGGACGUCGAUCGUGACGACAAUGAACACGGGUCGUUGGCACGUAAGCUGCAGUCAACGCACAUAAGCCCGCCUUUGUCAUCCCCGAAAGGACUGAUUGGAGGAAGAGCUGUAUGGGCUCAGUACACUGUUCCCGUGGGUGGAGCCGCUGGUCCAGACAGCCACAAUCAGGGUACGCUCGUUGUGUUUAACCUAGAUGCGGACAUGCCGAUUGAAGAACUCCGAGCAGCUUUCGAGGCAUACGGUGCGAUAAAGGAGCUCAGGGAGACGCCAACAAAGCGACAGCACAAAUUUCUUGAAUUCUAUGAUGUAAGAGAUGCUGCGCGCGCGCUACAAGCACUGGAUGGAAAGGAGAUCGGAGGGAAGCGGGUGAAGAUCGAGUUCAGUCGGCCAGGUGGGCAAUUGAAAAGAGUAAGACAAGCACAGGCCCAGACACAUGCACAGGGACAGGUUGCUAUACCACUUCCAGGUCCUGGUGUUGUUCAAAGAAACAGACUGCCUCAAGGUGCAGUUGUUGCAGGAGGAGCUGGCCAGCCUGUGUACAGUUAUUUAGGCUGGCCUGCACCGGAUGGUUCCUUGCAGUCAGCUGCAGCGAUGACGGGACAACCGAUUGCUGGUGCACCACCAGCCCAGUUCAUGUGGACUCACUUUGGGGCAUUCCCAACACCACUUGUGCCCCUCUCCUCUCCUCCAAUGAGUACGAUACCUCAACCCCUUCCUCCAGGAUAUCAUCAGCCCCCGCCUGGUACAUUGCAAGCUCUCCCACCUGCUGUGCCCACAUCAUGGGGUCUUCCUGUGUCCCCGUCGGGUAACAGUCCUGGAGCUCCUCGCCCCAUGCAUGGUGUUGAAGGUCGAUCACCUUACAUGAAGAAUAACCCCGCUAGUAAUGCAGGGCCCAAUGGUGGGGGAGUCGAGGGAUGCACAAGUGCAGCAAGGGGAAAUGCCGUGAUCGGUGGUGUAUGCCAUGCUUCUGGAUACAGCGGAGGAAGUGCUGGUGAGUUUGUAAGGGGGGCCAGUGGCGCAUGCUUCGGAGCAGGGGGGAGGGGUGAUAGUCGUAGGAGAAGGAUAGCAAGCAAUGGACCAUCAGCUGGGGGCCCGACAGGCAAGGGAGACAUGCUGCCCACAGACCGGGAUGGGGUGCCAAGUGGUGGAGGCUGUGCAACCCGGGCCAAGGGUACAACAGAACGUGGCCUGGGAGCCAAGAAUGCAUCGAGGGACACUGUGCAAUCGCAGUACAUCUUUGACGAGGCAAUGGCGCAAAGGGAGGGUGAAAAUGGGGCAAGCCCAAAGACAACCCUCAUGAUCAAGAACAUCCCAAAUAAAUACAGUCAAGGGAUGCUCUUAGCUCUUCUAGAUGCACACUGUCUCAGGUGCAACACAGCAGUAGCAGCAGAUCCUUCAAAUAAAGAGCCAAUUUCAGCAUACGACUUUGUGUAUCUUCCGAUCGAUUUCAAGAAUCGGUGUAAUCUAGGAUAUGCGUUUGUGAAUUUCACCUCUGUCGCUGCAACGCUGAAAUUGUAUCGUGCAUUUCAUGCCCAGCAAUGGGAAGCUUUCAACAGCCGCAAAAUAUGUCAGGUCACAUAUGCCAGAGUUCAGGGGCGAGCGGCCCUGGAAGAGCACUUUCGGAACUCCAGGUUUGCAUGUGACACGGACGAGUACCUGCCCUUGGUGUUCUCGCCACCGCGGAACGGCAUUGCCUCUCCGCCUCCAAUUGUAGCUGUCGGCCAUCUCGCUGGCCGCAUAUCAGGGGCAAGGAGAGAAACAGUUCCUCCUCCCAUGAUGCCACCAUCCAAUAGUCAGCGGAGCAGUGGCGGGGAGUCUGAGGAGCACCCAUCAAGGAAUGCAAUGGGAAGCUCAAACAAUACUAGCCAUGCUGAACAACCGAGGCUGGUUCUUGCAAGCGGGUGUACAUCUGUAACAACAAGUAGCAGCAGCAAUGCAUGUAGUAGCAAUAGUGGGGUUGUCAGCUAUGUGAGUGAGAGUACCUCUGUGAAUGGGAGUGCUGCAGGUUCCUCCUCAGUAACACUGCCAGCUUCGGCUUCAGCAUCCAUGUCACCACCAACAUCGCCGACAGCACCAAUGAGCGGGGAUGUGACGGAUAACCUGGACCCAGAGAGUACAGGACCUGUUUUGGGCACUGCUAGUAGUGCAGAUUCUUCAGGACCAGCCCAGGGGUCGUCGUCUUUGAGCUCAACGCCAGGAGCAAAUGUAUCAAAACGCAGUGGUCAUCGAUGACAAGAAAGUAAUGACCAUCAAGAGCCUGCCUGCUGAGGUGUUGGGAAUUCAAGACGGAAAUUGAGGGUCACUCAAAGAGCUUUGAGGAAGUGUAUGCAUGACUAGUUGGGUAUCAUGCAAUACACGAGUCACAGGAUGUGCAGUAGAAAGGAUAAUCUUGGAGUGUUGUUUAUGUGUGCUUGUCACAGAGAGAAACAGGACGAACUGUGGGAAGAAACGGAACAACAGGUUAGUUAUUCAGCCUUGUGUUGUCUUUCAGAGAACACCAGGGCUCAUGGUUUCAUGAUGUUGUGAAGCUGUUUGUGUAUUCUGGCAGUCGAGGAGGAAAUCGGUUGGGUGGAAUUUUAUGAGCGGAUACACUUUUCUGGAGAUUGACGCAUGGUAGGAAGAGAGCAGAGUGUCAUUAAUUAUCUUUGGUAGGAGUUGUGGUGGAGUAUAAGGCUGGGCCAGAUGACAAGUCUGGACGCAUCAGUGCUUCAUUUGUUCGAGAGAGGUUGUUCUAGAUGCCUAGCUCUUGCAAAGUGAAGAAAUUUGAUGAUUCGAACAAAUUGGUAUUCGCUCUACUGACUGCUUGGAUGCCAUUUCAUAUGAGAGUGUUUGUGCCGAAGUAAUUGAUUCCCAGGCACGCCGGAGUAACAGGUGGCGGAGAGAGAGUUGCCCAUGCGGACUACAAGUGACAGAAUCAUGCAGAAUGGGACUUGGUCUGUUUGGUGACGAGUCGUGUUCGAGCUGAGUCAACGAGUGGAACCGCGAUGGGUGGUUUACUGUAGGUGCGGGUGGUUAUUGUGCAGAGGGGCUCAAACGGCUAAGUUGUAGAAGUGGUUAUCAUUGAGCAGGGGGAAAAGGUGCUUCAUAACCAUAGGAUUGGGGUGGUCAGUGUGUACGCUUUGGAGUAGUACGAUGUUUACAAGGCGAUGGUGGGAGAGCAGCAGAGCACUGGAGUUGCGACGUGUACGUGGUUGUUGGUGUUGGUUUGUGUAUGUGAUGAGGGGUGGUGGUAGUGGUGAUGUGUGUGGAGGGGGGGGUGCAUGAGUGUGAAAAAUUGGAGAGGGGGAGAGUGAGGGGGACAAGGAGGGCGUGGGGAUCUGUGGAUAGGGAUGUCCAGUGUCAUUUGCCAUGUAUCAAAAGUGAAUGAAAGCAAGGCCCAACGUGCGGGGCAUUGCCACUGGACUGCUCAUGGAGGCUUCUUUGUAUGAUAUGUGGGGACGUGCAACGUUCGGAGGAAGAGGAGGCAUGCAUUUGUCCAUGUGGGCCAGUGUGUAUGCUUUGCAGUGCAAUGCGAUAGCCGGCGAUGCUGGGAAAACAACGAAGUUGUGAGGUGACUGUGCUUGUUGGUUCAUUUGUGUAUUUGAGGAGGGGUGAUGGUGGUGGGGUGGUGAUGACACCUGUGUGGGGGAUGGGAUGGGUUAGUGAGUUUGGUUAACUGGAGAUGGAGAAGUGAGGCAUCAGGUGGUGUGUAGGCCCUAUGGAUGUGAUAUGUCAAACGCCAUGUCCCAGAACUGAAUGGAAGCAUGGCACAAAGCGUGGCCUCUCUACUGGACUGCUCGUGGAGGCGCUGUAAGAUAUGUGGCGAACUGCAAUGUUCUUGAACCCAUGAUCUUUGAGUACGAGGAAGCAUGCGUUUGGACAUGUCGGGGGGUGACCUCAUAACUCUCUGGGAUAAAUACCCAGGCAGAUCAUGUUUGGGGUUGGAGAGUUAAGGUUAUGAGUAGAGGUGAGGAGAUAGGAGUUGAGUACAUGGAAGUGGGUAAUGAAGCACAGAGGACGGCAAAUCGUAGUCUUUCGAGAAGAGGAAGCAUGUGUUUGGACAUGUGUGGGCGACCUCAUUAUGCUCUAGGAUAGAUGCUCAGGCAGAGCAUGCGUGGGUGUGAAGUGCAAAGUUUAUGAAUGGAGGCGAGGUGGUAGGAGUUACAUCGAUGUGGGCAAUGCAGCACGAGGAGAAUGGCAUGGCAGGGGUGCUAGAGAGCAGGGAGGGCAUGGAAGGAGGCGGACUGGGCGUUCCAAGUCAAGGAGUGAGGUCAGACCAGGUAAGGAAGCAGCCAGAUGGAGAUUGAUCGCAUUGUCAUCCCCCUGUUUUUUUGUUCUUCGAACGCCCACCCUUCUCCUUCCUUUUCUGGGACCAUCAAAUAAUUGCAGAGCGUCAGACACAGGAAUUCAUGUUGUCCAUACAGUCAGUUGCCAUGGCCCACCAUUAACUGGGGUUUGCUUUUUGUGGGUCCUGCUUGGCGAAAAUUCAGUCCUGGUUCUUCCCUACACUAUUAAAAUCGCUAACGUGACAAAUCUGAAAUCUGGGCUGUCGCCGGUCCUACUGGCCCACGGCCCAGAUCGACCGAACCAUGUAACAAAUCUGCCAUCUGGAC